AUGAGGUUCCUCCUGCCAGCUACACUCGUCCUGCUCCUGCUCUGCCCCCCGGGCACAGGGGUGCGUGAUUACACCUCUGUCCUCUCUGUGCCCAACGGAGGCCACUGGGGCAAGUGGGGCAGCCGGCAGUUUUGCCAUCAUGGCUAUGCCAAUGGAUUUGCACUGAAGGUGGAGCCUGACCAGUUUGGAAGGGAUGACACGGCUCUGAAUGGCAUACGCCUGCACUGUCAGGAUGACAAUACCAUCGAGUCCUUGGUGGGGGAGUGGGGUUCCUGGACCAGCUUCCAAGUUUGCCCUGGAGGCUACCUGAUCGCCUUUUCACUGAGAACAGAGAAGUCCCAAGGAGCGGGUGAUGACACAGCAGCCAACAACAUCCAGUUCAGAUGCUCAGACGAAGCUGUGCUGGUAGGUGAUGGACUGUCGUGGGGCAGCUUUGGCCCAUGGACCAACAGCUGCAAGAUAUGUGGUCUCCAGACCAAGGUAGAGCCCCCACAGGGACUCCAGGACGACACAGCACUCAAUGAUGUAAAGUUCUUCUGCUGCAAAUGA
Passer domesticus (house sparrow) is the source of this 549-nucleotide messenger RNA. RefSeq names its product vitelline membrane outer layer protein 1-like. The record is from RefSeq and is a predicted model, not a curated record. NCBI's taxonomy places the organism in Eukaryota, Metazoa, Chordata, Aves, Passeriformes, Passeridae.